Molecule: messenger RNA, 571 nt
Organism: Dipodomys ordii (Ord's kangaroo rat)
Lineage: Eukaryota; Metazoa; Chordata; Mammalia; Rodentia; Heteromyidae
Gene: Avp
Product: arginine vasopressin
Exons: 4
Coding region: 44-571 (175 amino acids)
Cellular component (GO): secretory granule; extracellular region
Molecular function (GO): neurohypophyseal hormone activity
Source: RefSeq, a predicted model, not a curated record
CCAGCUGAGCAGCGCCUGCACAACCUCACCUGCUUGUGCCAGGAUGCCCGACACCAUGCUGCCCGUCUGCUUCCUCGGCCUGCUGGCCUUCACCUCGGCUUGCUACUUCCAGAACUGCCCACGGGGUGGCAAGAGGGCCAUGUCUGACAUGGAGCUGAGACAGUGCCUGCCCUGCGGCCCCGGGGGCAAGGGCCGCUGCUUCGGGCCCAGCAUCUGCUGCGGGGACGAGCUGGGCUGCUUCGUGGGCACGGCCGAGGCGCUGCGCUGCCAGGAGGAGAGCUACCUGCCGUCGCCCUGCCAGUCCGGCCAGAAGCCGUGCGGGAGCGGCGGCCGCUGCGCAGCCGCGGGCCUCUGCUGCAACGACGAGCCCUUUGGCCUCCUCAGUGCUCCCUUGGCUUUCACCUUUGACCCCUGCAGAGACUGCCUCUGCAGUGGCAGUGCAGAGAGGGACCAGGUGGAUCUAGAUCAGUCAAGUCCUUCCUCUGAGAUGUUGCUACAUCUGCCUACCCCCACCCUGCUCUCUGUCUCUGGACAUCUUUGUAUUCCUUCCCUCCUCCCUGGAGUCCCCUGA